Acaulospora morrowiae is the source of this 180-nucleotide messenger RNA. Lineage: Eukaryota; Fungi; Glomeromycota; Glomeromycetes; Diversisporales; Acaulosporaceae. The record is from the annotation of a GenBank genome assembly.
UUGAAGUUAUUGAAGAGUUGAAUAUUCAGUUAGGUAAGUGUUAUCUUAUUGAAGAUUUUAUGAAACAUGAUAUUUCACAAAAUCCAGCUAAUAAGAUCUUUUCAGAGUAUCAGGAAAGUAAUAUUAACAAAUAUAGACUUGCAAAAUUCAUACCCCUUUUAAUAGUUGUGAUUAAGGCUA